GAUCGAUGGCCGACCGCGUCGUGCAUGUGUGGAGUGGAGGUUUUGACUUUCUGCAUAUAAGGUCCUCGAAUAGUCUAGUUUUAUAGGUAGUCGUCUUAUGACACUGCCACUGAGUACAUUUUAACUGACAGUACCGAGUUGUCCGUCAGAGGACGAGUUAUGGACUCGGUGAAGAACGGCGUGCCCUACUCGAAGAGCGGAGACAAGGAGCAAGACGAGAUCCUGCUCCAGCCCUUCACCUACAUCCUGCAGGUUCCAGGAAAGCAGAUCCGCACGAAAUUGGCACAUGCUUUCAAUUAUUGGCUAAAAAUACCUGACGAUAAGCUCCACGCGGUCGGCGAUAUAACCCAGAUGCUCCACAAUUCUAGCUUGCUAGAAUGGAAGGCGGUCGAGAAAAUGCCGUAUUUUAUUGCGGGGUGUCAGUCGUGUAAUCAGUUUAUCAAAGUCGAGUUUCUUAACGAGUUCGACGCCCCACCGAAUGUCAAGCAGGCUAUUGUCGACGAUAUUCAGGACAAUUCCAUACUUCGAAGAGGAAUACCCGUGGCGCAUUCGAUCUACGGGGUCGCCAGCACCAUUAAUGCAGCCAACUACGUUCUGUUUAUUUCACUCGAGAGAGUCAUAUCUCUAAAUCAUCCGGAGGCGACUCAAGUGUACACGGAACAAUUGCUGGAGCUUCACAGAGGGCAGGGUAUGGAGAUCUAUUGGAGAGACAACUAUAUCUGCCCAUCUGAGUCGGAGUACAGGCAAAUGACCACCAGAAAGACUGGUGGACUAUUCAACCUGGCAGUCCGACUGAUGCAACUGUUCUCCGACUGCAAAGAGGAUUUCUCACAGUUGGCAGGAAUCUUAGGACUGUACUUCCAAAUUCGGGACGACUACUGCAAUCUCUCUUUGCAGGAGUACUCGGAGCAUAAGAGUUACUGCGAAGACCUCUCGGAAGGGAAAUUCAGCUUUCCUAUUAUUCACGCGAUUUGGAGCCAUCCAGAGGACAGGCAAAUUAUGAACAUUCUGAGGCAACGAACGAAAGACGUUGACGUGAAGGGGUACUGCGUAAACCUCUUGGAGAAGUUCGGCUCCUUUUCCUACACCAGGAAAGUGUUGAAGGAGCUGGAUAAAAAGGCGAGAGACGAGGUGGAAAGACUUGGAGGCAAUCCAUUAUUGAUGGACGUCUUGGAUGAGCUUCUGGCGUGGAAGAAAACCAAGGAUAUCGAGACACAGCCCUCGUCUCGACCUCUGCCGUCGUGUAGACAUGAACGAAUGGAUUAAUACUUCGAUUAGUUAGAUUAUUUGCUCAAGGACCUUAUAUCUAAAUUAUACUAUAGUGCAUUGCGCACGGUUCGUAUCCUCAAAACUGUAACUAUGGUCUAACAGGCUGUAUUUGACACGGUAUUUAUUGUGAUAAUUGUCCUGUCAUUGACAUUCGCAUAAGCGUUGUUGCCGCACUUUAGAGUGCAGGUAGAACUUAAAAUAGGUGAAGGUUUGAAUUUCUAUCGAUUGGAGUCAAAUUGGUUCAGCGUUUUCCACCUUCCGUACAUACUUACGCGAUGUGUCAAACUGUUGUACUUCGUGGUACUUCAUUGGUCAGGUGGAGUUAAUAUUCCAGAUUAUUGUAUUAGCGUUUUGAUCUUACGAGAAGACUGCAAAAAAACAGCGAAACGGUGUUCAUACGUUGUCAUGAGACGGUGUGAUCGAGUAUUCUGGAUAAUUUUUACGGCAUGUAUUUUGUUUCUCGCUAUCGCUGAUAUCAACGGUACUUUUGAUAGGCUUAUUGCUGAGCCGCAGGACAUUCGGCUUUCUCGUAAUUUUAUUAUUAACCAUAAUGUGCGUACAACAAAAGUACGAUAACUUAAUAGCUAUUUGUCGUAAUACAACUUUGAUAGGUGACUUGUAUUAUAUGUAUGUAUCUGUAAUUAAGAGUAUUAAUAGACACCAUUACGUAUAAAA
This is a messenger RNA of Orussus abietinus, 1944 nucleotides long. RefSeq names its product geranylgeranyl pyrophosphate synthase (gene qm). Gene Ontology annotation, molecular function: prenyltransferase activity. Gene Ontology annotation, biological process: isoprenoid biosynthetic process. The record is from RefSeq and is a predicted model, not a curated record. NCBI's taxonomy places the organism in Eukaryota, Metazoa, Arthropoda, Insecta, Hymenoptera, Orussidae. Bases 160 to 1266 code for a protein of 368 amino acids. The transcript is spliced from 8 exons.